CUGAUUGGUUGUGCUCUAGCCCCACCGCAAAAGAAUUUGCUAUUUUGACAUUGAUUUUGCUUGUGGACUUUUUAGCUCGCAAACUUUCCAGCGCUAGUAUUUUAUAUUAAAAUAAGUUAGGAAAUGUUGUGUCGCGGUGUCAUGAGGGUCGUUCGACCUUCUGCUAUGGGCUUGUGGUCCAGUCUCAAGCUGAAGGACAACAAGGUGUGUCACAGGACACCAGUCAGCGUCCGCCACUGCAGCAGCAGCGAAGAGGAGAAAAUCAGCCGCUAUCCUGUGCCUUACAAGAAAAACCUGCCCUAUGACAUUGUGGAGCUGAUGGAGGAGGUUGAGAUGAAGGGUGGCUUCCUGCCAAACGUAUUCAAGGUCCUUGCUCACCGACCCGCCGAGUUCCGAGCUUUCUUCGCUUAUUAUAAUUUGCUCAUGAACAAAGAGACUGGAGGUUUGUCGAAGGCAGAUCGGGAGUUGAUUGUGGUGGCAACCAGCGCCUUCAAUAACUGCCUGUACUGCGUCGUAUCACACAGUGCACUACACCGUAUCUACUCUAAGAAGCCCAAGCUAGCUGAUCAGGUGGCAGUGAAUUAUAAAGUUGCAGAGCUUACUGCACGGGAGCGAGCCAUGCUGGACUUUGCCCUGAUUGUGUGUCGCAGUGAGACAGUAACAGACGAGCACUUCAGCUCACUCGAGGCUCAAGGAUUUGAUCGCGAGGAUAUCUGGGACAUCGCUUCCAUCGCCGCCUUCUUUGCCUUGUCCAACCGCAUGGCGCACCUCACAGACAUGAGACCCAACACAGAGUUCUACAACUUGGGCAGAGUGCCUCGAGACAAACGUCCACCAGGCACAGAGAACGACAGGUCAUAGAGCAAAGUAGUGAUAGAGUAGAGAUGUGAAUGAAAUAUCAUCCUCACCAUACCUGAAGAGAUUUUCAUGAUAAACGAUACAUCGCAUUAUUUAGGUUUGUUACAGAAUUGCGAGCCAAACUAGGGGCUGAAUGGUAUUUUUAUUGAACUGAUAACUUAUUCAACCAAUAAACUGAAUCAUUUAGUAGUA
Ictalurus punctatus (channel catfish) is the source of this 1050-nucleotide messenger RNA. RefSeq lists its product as uncharacterized. Gene Ontology annotation, molecular function: peroxiredoxin activity. The coding region runs from base 124 to 861 and encodes 245 amino acids. The record is from RefSeq and is a predicted model, not a curated record. The transcript is spliced from 5 exons. Lineage: Eukaryota; Metazoa; Chordata; Actinopteri; Siluriformes; Ictaluridae.